This is a messenger RNA of Podarcis lilfordi (Lilford's wall lizard), 3737 nucleotides long. The record is from the annotation of a GenBank genome assembly. NCBI's taxonomy places the organism in Eukaryota, Metazoa, Chordata, Lepidosauria, Squamata, Lacertidae.
AUGGAAAAUUUGCCCGAAAACCUUCUGUUGGAUAUCUUGUCUCUGGUUCCAGCAAGAGACCUCAUUUGCAAUUGCCAGCUGGUCUGCUCUCAGUGGCGGGACUUGGUAGACCUGCCGGUCCUGUGGAAGCGCAAGUUCCGGAAAAGGGACCAUGACUCUUCUCCAAAGCCAUUGGCUUUCUACAUUUUCUCCCGCCUAAAGAAGAACUUAAUCAAGAACCCUGAUGGCCAAGGUAUGUCUCCAUUUAUCUGGUAGAAUAAAAUGCUCCUGGACAGAAAUCUGAAUAAUAAAGCCUUUAGGAACAUAGGAAGCUGCUGUACACUGAGUCCCAAUAUUGGUUCAUCUAGCACAGUAAUGUCUACACUCGGGCUGGGCAAUAUAUCAUCCAAGACCGGUUUGAAGUUCACCUGAUGAUAUUUUUUUCAUAAUAUUUGAGCUGGUUUUCAACAUCGGAAUAACUCACCAGCUAAACACUGCAAUGUUAUCAGCAGCUAAACCUGACAAUAUCACCAGCUAAACAUUGCAACCUACCACAAUGUCUGAAAUGAGGAUGGAACUAUACAGAGGCGAACAGGACAAUGUCCUGGCAACUGCUACUACGUAGGGGUCUGAAACAGAUAAAUGACAAUAUUAUCAAUCAUCACACACUCAGUUUCAUCAGCAGGCAAGCCAAAAUGCAUCCCAACAGGACUGUGGGCUUUGGGCUUGGCUACCAUAUGGUGAACGGGAUGUGGGUGGCGCUGUGGGUUAAACCACAGAACCUAGGGCUUGAAGAUCAGAAGGUUGGCGGUUUGAAUACCUAUGAUAUUGUACUAUUGAUGUUAUACUAUUUUAUUGUUGUUAGCCGCCCUGAGCCCGGCUUCGGCUGGGGAGGGCGGGAUAUAAAUAAAAUUGAUGAUGAUGAUGAUGAUGAUGAUGAUGAUGAUGGGGUGAGCUCCCGUUGCUUGGUCCCUGCUCCUGCCAACCUAGCAGUUCGAAAGCACAUUAAAAGUACAAGUAGAUAAACAGGUACCGCUCCGGUGGGAAGGUAAACGGCGUUUCCAUGUGCUGCUCUGGUUCGCCAGAAGCGGCUUAGCCAUGCUGGCCACAUGACACGGAAGCUGUACGCCGGCUCCCUCGGCCAAUAAAGCGAGAUGAGCGCCGCAAUCCCAGAGUCGUCCACAACUGGACCUAAUGGUCAGGGGUCCCUUUACCUUUACCAUAUGGUGGUAUUCAGGACAGUCCAAAGUACGGCGAUGAGUCAUAGUGAAUACAAAUAAUCUGGGACAGACAGACCGCCAGCAGGCCUGCUAGGAGGCAGAAGAAGCAGAAGUGGCAGAGAUUACAUACCGUAUUUUUUGCUCUAUAAGACUCACUUUUCCCCUCCUAAAAAGUAAGGGGAAAUGUAUGUGCGUCUUAUGGAGUGAAUGCAGGCUGUGCAGCUAUCCCAGAAGCCAGAGCAGCAAGAGGGAUUGCUGCUUUCACUGCGCAGCGAUCCCUCUUGCUGUUGUGGCUUCUGAGAUUCAGAAUAUAUUUUUUCUUGUUUUCCUCCUCCAAAAACUAGGUGCAUCUUGUGGUCUGGUGCGUCUUAUAGAGCGAAAAAUACAGUAUACAUAAUUACAUAUUCUAAAUAGCCAAAAACCUUGUUUUUCCAGGUGUGAGAACCUAGAGGUUGCUGAACUACAACUCCCAUCUACCCCAACAAUCAAGAAAGGAUUAGCAAUAUCUGGAGGGCCAAAGUUUCCCUACACCUGCUCCUCAGAGUAGAUCUGUUGGAAUUAAUGGACCCAAUAUAAUAAUGUCAGUUAACUUCUGGGUGUCUACUACUUAAUCACGCAAACUAAGGGUGAUAAUUGAACUAUGGUCAUUUCCCAACUGCCUGUUUUUUGCCCCUUCUUCCUGAUUGUUUGCCCCACAUUUAAGGAUACUGGCUAUUUAUCGAGACAAUUCAUUUGUGGGGAGGUUUUAUGGCAUUGCGUCAAGAAGUCUGAUUUUGUUGUGAUGCAGGUUGCUUGCACACCAUCACAAAACCAGCCUAAAUCUGAGACCCUGAAGCUGCCAUUAUGCAAUUGAGUUCCUCUUGGAAACAGGGACAGUCUGAAAGUGGCCUAAGUCAUUCUUGUUUUCUUUCUAACCCAUGGGCUGCUUCCAUGCACUCAAAGCCUCUCCCUUCAUUUUCUGUCUCCCCAUCACACACACUGCGUCAGAUGGCCUGGACUCCUGGGAAAUCCAGACACCUGCCAAGGGCCACUGGGAAACUGAGGAACUGUCCGUAGAAGACUCAAAAAGCGUCGGUGAGAUGCUCAGCCCUUAUAAAAUGAGCAAUUUUGGGAAGAAUGUUGAAGAUGCUCCUGUUCAGCUCUACUGCUUUGCUGCACGUAAUGGGUGAGGAAGCUAUCAUUGUCUGAACUCAAAUCCACUUAAUAAUAAUAAUAAUAAUAAUAAUAAUAAAUUUUAUUUAUAUCCCGCCCUCCCCAGUCAAAGCCGGGCUCAGAGCGGCUAACAAUAGUAAAACGAUAAAACAUUCUAAAAUCAAUUUAUUCUAAAAUCAAUUCAAAAUCGAAUUAAUGGCAACUGUUGGGCUAGAAUUCUGUGAGGAUUACCGAAGGAGGGGGUCAGACUGUGCCCUGGCCAAAGGCCUGGUGGAACAGCUCUGUCUUGCAGGCCCUGCGGAAAGAUGUCAAGUCCCGCAGGGCCCUGGUCUCUUGUGACAGAGCGUUCCACCAGAUCGGAGCUACAACCGAAAAAGUCCUGGCUCUGGUUGAGGCCAGCCUAACCUCUUUGUGGCCUGGGACCUUCAAGAUGUUUUUAAAGAUGAGGAAAGGGAGUUUUCAUUUGCCCUUGUGCGGGUUCUUGUGCUUCACACUGUAUUCUGCAUAAGGAGAGCCCCCCGCUCAAUAAAUAUAACUCAUUAAAAUGUAAUGGUCACAAAAAGGUGGAGCAAUUUGCAUCACCAAAUCCCAUCAAUGGACUAAAGAAAUGUGUGUUGUGGGGAGUGAUGAGGGCCAGGCCCCCAGUGGCUUUCCCUUAAAAAGGUUGCUAGCAGACCAUCAUUCCUUGCCUCUGCAUAAGAGGGGGCAAACUUUCUUUCCAGGGAGCUGGAGGUGGCCCACAAUAGCCAGCUGCUGAGCCUUUCAGAACACGUGGUCCAAAUGCUGUGGGUAAAAGGUAAAGGUCAAGGACCCUUGGAUGGUUACGUCCAGUGAAAGGCGACAAUGGGGUUGCUGCGCUCAUCUGGCUUUCAGGCCGAGGGAGCCGGCGUUUUUCCACAGCUUUCCGGGUCAUGCGGCCAGCAGGACUAGACCGCUUCUGGCACAACGGGACACGUGACGGAAACCAAAGCACACAGAAACACUGUUUACCUUCCCGCCGCUGCGGUACCUAUUUAUCUACCUGCACUGGCAUGCUUUCAAACUGCUAGGUUGGCAGGAGCUGGGACAGAGCAAUGGGACCUCACCCUGUCAUGGGGAUUCGAACCGCCAGCCUUCUGAUGGGCAUGCCCAAGAGGCUCAGUUGUUUAGACCACAGCACCACCCGCAUCCCCCAAUGUGGUGGGGUAGUGAUGGUAAUGUGGGGUAGUGAUGGUGUCCCUUAAUGUCUCAGGCCCUGCAGCAAGUCUCAGCUCAUCACCUUGAAGGACGAGGGCUACUGGGACGAACUGAUGGAUGAAGCCAGACCCACGAUUGAGGUGAAGGACUGGUGAGUGCCAAGUGUCCUGUCCCGGCUGGGGCUCAGGGAGGGUGGACACCCCAAACUAA